AUGGAAGAGAGAUCCAAGUUGAGGUACUUGAGUAUGCUUGAAGUUGAGAGAGACACAAUCUCGGAUGUUUCCGAAAAGAGGAAGUUCUUUGUAACCUUUACAUAUCCCUAUAUGAAUGGAAGGCUGCAUCUUGGGCACCUGUUUUCCAUAUCGAAGGCAGAUUUUUUCAGCUAUUACAAGGAGCUGCAGGGCUAUAAUGUGCUGUUCCCGUUCUCAUUCCAUUGCACAGGAAUGCCAAUAAGUGCAUCAGCAAAGAAGCUUGCGGAGGAGCUGUCUGGAGAGAAGGUCGAUCUUUCCGUAAAGAAGAUCAUAGAGGAUCUUGGAUUCGAUGAUGUCAAGCCGUUUACAGACCCCGUCCAUUGGGUAAGGACAUUUCCGGGUCUAUGCGAAAGGUCUCUGAAGAGGUUUCAUGGCAAUAUAGACUGGAGAAGGUCCUUCAUCACCACGGACAUCAAUAAGUACUACGACUCAUUCAUUAAGUGGCAGUUCAAUAGACUGAAUGAGUUGGGCCAUUUGUCCUUUGGGAAGAGGCACUCCAUAUUCUGUCCAGUUGACAAGCAGCCGUGCUUGGACCAUGACCGCAGAAAGGGAGAGAAUGUGAAGCCGGUCGGGGUGGUUCUGUGCAAGCUGAGGUUUUCCGAGGGGAUUCUUCUUGCAAGGAUCAAGCAGGGAUGUGUUCCAUCCAAAGCGGUUGUUGGAAGUCGGUGUGACUUCAUAGGGUUUGAGUACUGCAACGAGAAGUAUUUUGCAGAAAAAGAUGUCUUUGAGAAUGUGGAUGCGCAGGCUUCUGGAAUAUGUGUAAGGGAAUCUGUUAAGGGAGAUUUCUUUGGGGGAAGGCGGUUUUCGGGGUUUGGAAAGGAGGUGGUAUGCGAUGCCAUUGAAAAGGAUGUGCCCUGUGUUGUCAAGGGGACGCAGGACAAGAAAGACCCCUCUCUGGCAGAAUACAUCAAGAAUGAAAUCGAACUUAUCAGCAAGGUUGAAAGCACUGAGACCCAGCUUGCAGAGACAAAGGAUCUACUGAAGUUCUAUGAACCGGAAGAGGAGGUUAUAAGCAGGUCUGGAGGAAAAUGCAUUGUUGCUCUGACGGACCAGUGGUAUAUAAACUACUGCGAUCCGGAGUGGAAAAAAAAGGUCAAAAGAUGUAUUGAAAAUCUAGUCUGCACUGACGACACAAGAGCGAUUUUGGAAGAUGGGUUGGAAUGGAUAGGAAAGUGGGGGUUUUCUAGAUCUUUUGGACUGGGAACAAGGAUUCCUUGGGACAGUGAAUAUCUUAUCGACUCUCUCAGCGAUAGCACUAUUUAUAUGGCAAUGUACACCUUCAAGCACUUUCUGUACAGAGACUUGGAGGGGAAAGACGAGCUGUUUCCAUCCAACAGACUUUCUGACGAUGUGUGGAACUAUAUUUUUCUUAAUCGAAGCAUAACGGAAGAUCUUGCUCCCUAUGAGGAGAUUCUAAGCAACUGCAGAGAAUCAUUCAACUACUUCUAUCCCAUUGAUCUUCGUGUCGGUGGAAAAGACCUGUUGAAGAACCAUCUUAUUUUCUUCUUGUUCAAUCACGUGGCUUUGUUUGAGGAGAAACACUGGCCAAAGCGGAUGUUUACAAAUGGACAUCUUAUGCUAAAUUCGGAAAAGAUGAGUAAGAGCUCGGGGAACUACAUGACUGUCGACGAGUCCUUAGACAAGUUUGGGGUGAGCUCGACAAGAAUGUGCCUGGCUGUGUGUGGAGAUGGAAACGAAGACGCAAAUUUUGUGGAAUCGAAUGCGAAUGCCUUUGUUCUUAAGCUUUAUUCAUAUGUAAAGAUGAUUGAGGAGCUGUGUACCGGCAGGAGUCUUAAUCCCUGCAUCCUAGACCUCAUGAAGGGAUACGGCGAAAUGGGAUUUGCAGACAGGUUUCUUAUGCAGACAAUCUCUAUGAAUGUUGCACACGCCACCCGUGCACAUGAGGACAUGACAUACAGGGAUGUGGUGAAGUAUGGGUUUUACGAGAUGGUACAUGCAAAAGAGAUGUACCACAUACUGGGGGGAACUAACAACGAAAUUUUGUUCCUACUUUGUAAAGCCAUGACCCAGUUGCUGUACCCCAUCAUACCUUCGCUAGCACGGUAUCUGAUUGAGACAUACUUCUACUCGAACUUUUCUCUCCCCGUUCCAUUUCUAUCUGACACAGCAGAGAUUGACGGGGUUUCUUACCUUAAGAAUACCCUAAAGAGGCUAGUGGCGCAGAAGAGGAGGAAGAAGAGGUGUGAAGUCGUCGAGAUAUUGGUUGGAGUCGAGUAUUCUGAAUGGAAAAGGAAGUGCAUGAGCAUCAUAGAUCAGAUUGCCUGCGAGUGCAAGGUUUUAAACAUCAACGUUUCUGAAGAGAUGAAAACGGGCGAGUCUCAGUUUGUACCAAAGAUUAUAGAUGCCGUCAGGGAAGUCUUGAAGGAGUUUGGAAUUCCCGAGAAAAAGGGCAUUUUAUUUUCGAUGGACUAUCUUAAUCACCCGGAAAACUACUCGGUGAAGUUCAACGAGUACGAGGUCUUGAAGGCACACAAAUAUUACAUCGAGAACAACACCGGCCUCGAGGUUAUUGUUUGCGUUAGCCCCAGAGCAGAUCCUGGCACUCCAUUGUUUGAGUUCAAGUAA
Molecule: messenger RNA, 2625 nt
Organism: Encephalitozoon cuniculi GB-M1
Lineage: Eukaryota; Fungi; Microsporidia; Unikaryonidae
Exons: 1
Coding region: 1-2625 (874 amino acids)
Biological process (GO): leucyl-tRNA aminoacylation
Molecular function (GO): ATP binding; leucine-tRNA ligase activity
Source: RefSeq, marked provisional